This is a messenger RNA of Chenopodium quinoa (quinoa), 1497 nucleotides long. RefSeq lists its product as uncharacterized. NCBI's taxonomy places the organism in Eukaryota, Viridiplantae, Streptophyta, Magnoliopsida, Caryophyllales, Amaranthaceae. The record is from RefSeq and is a predicted model, not a curated record. The transcript has 2 exons. Bases 1 to 1497 code for a protein of 498 amino acids.
AUGCCAACAUGUCGGUAUGAUGGAAGAGGGGACCCAAGUCGAUAUAUAACCUCCUAUGAGGGGCACAUGAUCCUGUAUACCAACUCAGACGUUGUAUGGUGCAAAGUCUUUCCAACCACUUUGACUGGGGCAGCAGCGAAUUGGUUUAACAACCUAGGUAAUGGAACCAUAGACAGCUUUGAGAAGCUGACAGAGAUGUUUGUUGGGCAGUAUAUCAGCAACAAUGUAAGGCAAAGAACUUCGGGGGAAUUGAUGGCAGUAGAGCAGCGACCAGAUGAUCCUUUGAGAGAUUACAUCAGGCGGCUUAACAAUGAGGCGAACACAAUUCCGAAAUUGCAACAAGAAAUCGUUGUAAUGGCUCUAAUGAAUGGCUUGAAUGAUUCUGAGUUCAAGCGUUAUCUCACAAGAAAGAUUUUUCCCACGUUAGCAGUCGCUUUCAACAAAGCGCAUGAUUACAUCAAAAGUGAAGAGUUGAUGAAGACAAGUAACAAAAAUGUGUCAGCUCGAAAGGGGCAGUAUCAAGCUGAAGGUGCAGCCUCCGGAAGUGUAAGGCCGAGAGCUCCGGCCUCGGGAAGGGGAGGAAAUCGGCAGGAAACUAGGGCAGCCAGACCGCCAAUGCGAUAUAGUUCGUAUACACCCCUUAAUACACUAAGGGCGUCAAUCUAUUCAGUGAAUCAGAAUAGGGAAGGAUGGGUAAGACCGAUUCCAAUGAAAGCAAAGCCGAGGGAUUCCAAGAAAUACUGCAUGUUUCACAGGGACAUGGGUCAUUAUACUGAAGAGUGUACACAGUUGAAGGAUAAUAUAGAAGAGCUGAUAAGAAAGGGUCAUUUAACUCAAUAUCGGUUAAAUGCAGGAAUAGGAGUUGAUGUGAUAACCGGAGGGUCGGUGCAUGGAGGAACAGUUAGUGGAGCAAAGAAACACUUGUCAGAGCACUGCCAUAUAAUCAAUGCCUUGGAUACCGAUAGUCGCCCUAGGCCAACUUCAAUUCCAGAUGUUAUAUUCACUGAAGAGGAUACAAGGGGAAUAGUCUUCCCACAUGAUGACUCGCUAGUGUCGAUAACCAAGAUCAAUGGAGAUGACAUCAAAAGAGUUCUAGUAGAUGGAGGAAGUUCGGCAAAUGUUCUAUUUAUGAAGGCCUUUAAUGAGAUGAUGAUAGGAAGGCAAUACCUGACACAGGUAUCAUAUCCAGUUAUUGGGUUUAAUAGGUCAUCAGUGAGACCGGAAGGGAGCAUAGGCUUGCCGGUACGGCUGGGUGAUGAACCAAAUGCGAGAGAUGUGAUGGCAGAGUUUUUAGUAGUCAAUGUUCCAUCGGCUUAUAACGCGAUUAUUGGAAGGCCGAUAAUUCAUGAUAUCCAAGCUGUUGUGUCGACGUAUCAUUUGACGAUAGCUUAUGUGUCAGGGGGCUAUGGAGAAGGUUCAUGGAGGGCAAGUUAUGGCGAAAUCUUUUUAUGUAACGGCUUUGAAGAAUCCAGUUGGGGAUGGUUUAGUGUCGAGUAA